Messenger RNA from Salvia splendens (bonfire salvia), 1594 nucleotides. Its product is annotated as probable transcription factor At4g00390. Lineage: Eukaryota; Viridiplantae; Streptophyta; Magnoliopsida; Lamiales; Lamiaceae. The record is from RefSeq and is a predicted model, not a curated record. The coding region runs from base 782 to 1480 and encodes 232 amino acids. Gene Ontology annotation, biological process: regulation of DNA-templated transcription. The transcript has a single exon. Gene Ontology annotation, cellular component: nucleus.
GGCGAAGCGGCGUGCGUCAGCACCACGUUUGCAUCCGCUCCCACCACCCCCGCCGAGAUGUACGAUGCCAUCUACGCAUCACCCACAUGUGCUGCGCACCCAUCGUCUUCAACAUCCUCCUCAACCCCAAGCCGCACGAGCACCGCCGCCUCUCCGUUCCGGCGGCACUCCUCCCCCCGCCCGCGCUCCGGGAGAGGAUCGAAGGGGCUGAGGGAUUUUCUAUGUUGAAAUUGAUUUGGGGGGAAAUGACUGAUGUGUGAAGUGAAAAUGACGAGGAUAAAAAAGUAAUCUCAACUCCAAUUCUGGAUGUCAGCACCGCUUCAAGAAAUAAAAACCACCUCCGGAAGAAGAUUUGAAAUUGAGCAUUUCUGAAGUGAACAGUGCGGGCCCUGUGAGUUUUGUAGGGCUCGCUUGAAAUGAACGAAGGAAUAUGAACAACAAAAUUACUCUAGAAUUAACCCUAUUUCUUGGUAUAUCUAAGAAAGUGAACGGGUCCUAAAAAUAAUUAUUACGAAGACUCAACAUAAAAAGAAUUGGGAAUAAAUUAUGCAUAUGCAUAAAUCUGGCAAGGGAUUUAAGGAGCAGUUAAGUGUGUUUGUGAUUAGAAUUUAUAUGCAUAAUUUGUGAAGUUUAUUCCCUUUUAAUUUCAGUUUUUGUAAUAAUACGAAUACUUAUUUUUUAAUAGUGAAUACAUGCUUAUAAACAAGCGGGAAAAUACUGAAUUUGAAAUUGAAAUUGGCCCAAAUUUAUCACAAACCCUAGUUUCUCUUCGUGAAAAAAGAUGGGUAAUCAGCCUAUCACGCCGGUGGAGUCCCAAUCGGAAUCCAACGAAGAAGAUGAAGAAGGAUUUUCCGAUGAAGUUUCCGACUCUGAAGUCGAACAGACCCAGACACGGAUCACGACGCAAAAGAAAUCAAAUCCUCAGAUGUCCGCCAUAUCAUCGCCGCAGCGGCAGGCCCCUUCCGCCGCGGGGACGGAGGCCUGGGAGAAAAAGUCCGAUCUCCUCCAGAGACUGUGGAGCCAGGAGGAUGAGAUCGUCAUCUUGAAGGGGAUGAUCGAUUACACGUCUAAGCACGAAUCCGACCCGAUUUCGUAUUUGAACGCCUUUCACGAUUUUACCAAGAAAAAUGCUAGCAGGAGUCAGCUACAGGAAAAGAUUGAGAGAAUGAAGAAGGAAUACAAAAACAGCAAGAUAACCUUCUCGAAGCCUCACGAGAAGCAGAGUGCUUGCAAUUUGUCGAAAACAAUACAGGGGAAUGAAGAAAAGGGGCGCGCAAAAGUGAUGAGAGCUAAAGGUAGUGUGGCGACGAUGGAGGGGAGGAUGUUGAUGUAUGGUGAAGAGGCAUUUGAGUCGGGGCAAGGGGCGGCGUGGGAGAAGGAGUGGAACGAGCUGAGAUCGGAGGAGCUGCGGCUUCACCUCAAACAGAUGGAGGUUAGAGUAGCUCAGACCAAGCUUGUUUUAGGAGCUUUGGAUCACUAAACUUAUGACUAUGUUCCAUCUUACCAUUUUAAUAUUCUUGUAAGUUAGGAUGAUUGAUAGUAAUGUAUUAAGACUGUAAUAAAAGUAUGCUAACAAAGACUUGAUGAGUGAUUA